AUGAAUGUACUAUAUGCAGUUGUUCGGAUACAACAUCAUCCCAGUGUAGAGAUAUUUCUUCGUGGACCGUUAUAUCGUGCUGCCAUGAUCCGAAAUCACAAACCAGUUUUGGAGGCUUCAACUAAAAGCGAACUACCCGCAAAUCCCAUAAAAUACCAUCGCAGUUGCCGAGCUGAGUUCACCAACAAGAGAGAUUUACAGGUCGCUAACGAACCAUCUGAUGAUGCAGCAACUGGAAGUGCACCCAGGAGAAGCUCCAGAGAAAGAAAUGAGGUAAGCUCAACGAUUCUGCCGGAUCAAUGUUUGUUCUGUAAAAAGUCAAAGUGCAAGCCAAAUACCAAAACCCGAGAGAAGCUACACAGUGUCCAGGAUCUGCGCGCCAAUGAGACAGUAAGAACAUGUGCUUCACUUCAUGUGCAACAAAACACUGCUAUGACCGAGGUGGCUCGGCAUGUGAUUGGAAUAUGCGCAAAAGACCUCAUUUCAAGUGAAGCAAAGUACCACGCUUCCUGCUACAAAAACUUUGUAUGAAUAAAUUAUUCCAGCAGCAAUGAAGGUCAAACUCUGAAUAAAACAGAUAACCCAUUAGAACCUCCAUAUGACGCUGUGAACUGUUUGUGCGAAGAUUUGAUAGCGAACCCAAAAUAGUCGAAUAUAAAGAUGUGAAAAAACUGUUUCUGAACAAAGCUAGAGAGCUAGGAGUAACUGUAUCAAAAUCAGACAAAAAGAACCUCAUGCCAAAGGUUUCAAACAUGUUUCCAGAAAUUAAUUUUGUCACUCACCAGUAUAACAAGAUGAUAAUGUAUCCCAACACAUUAGCAAUAGGCAAAACCGUGCUGGAUUUCCUUGAGCUAAAAACCAAGCUAGAGUUGCUGAAAGGUCCCAGGAGCGAUGAUGAGAAGAAUGUGAUACAAAUUGCUCGAUUGAUAAACGAUGAAAUAAAAGAUCUUAACCCACAGAUGUCCUGGCCGUCUAAAGAGGACGAUUUAAAACCAAGCAGAACCACUGACUACAUUCCACAUCUUCUUGACGUCUUUUUGACUGGGCUUAUUACUGGGAAAUCACUCGACAGCGAAAGCAGCAGCGCAGAAAGAACAACAAGGCUGAAAGAAUCAUUCGCUCAAGAUAUAGCUUUUUCUGUUACAAAUGGGGUUGAAAAAACUCCAAAAAGCGUGUUAUUUCCUUUUGUUGUAAAGGCUCUUUGUAAUAACAGAGAUUGUAAAGCUAAUCAACAAGUACGGUCAUGGUGUCACUUAUGA
Messenger RNA from Porites lobata, 1259 nucleotides. The record is from the annotation of a GenBank genome assembly. NCBI's taxonomy places the organism in Eukaryota, Metazoa, Cnidaria, Anthozoa, Scleractinia, Poritidae.